ACCAAACAAAACAAAAAAGUUUGUUCCCUUUUUAAAACAAAACAAAUGUGCCAUGUCCUAAAAGUCCACAUUUGGUACAAUCUUUUUCCCCAAAUUUGCGGGAGAAUAAAUAGCGCCUUCCAAUCCCCCCACCCCCCCAAUCUCACCAUUUCAUUCUCUCUUCUUCCCUUUUUUUUCUUUCCCCUAUUUCCAUGGCCAAAAAAAUUUACCCCCAGACCCCAUCAUCUUCUUCUUCUUCAUCUUCUUCGUAUAUCACUUCGAAGCGCGAGAGAUUUACAGUGUGGAUGAAGUCGCUGGUCUUCCAUGGAAAUGGAUGCACGGUGUUCGAUUCCAAUGGCGACAUCGUCUACAGGAUCGAUAACUAUAACAGAAAAUGCAGCAGAGAAGUUCAUCUCAUGGAUCUCCAUGGCCGAGUCCUCUUCUCCAUUAGACAAAAGAAAUUGUCAGUUUUUGGAGGAUGGAACGGGUACAGAUGCUGCAACAGCGAAGCCAUUGAUGAAGAAGUUCUAUGCUUUCGGGUUCGGAGAAUUCGGAAUUCUUUCUGGGGACAUUCGAAGCACUACUCCGUUCAUCUUGCUUCUCUUCAACCCGAAGACAACUGUUAUCAGAUCGUUCACUUGCCCGGAAAAUCCGCCUUCAAGAUUGUCAACAACAGAUCCACACUCUUAGCAGAGGUGAACCAAAAGCAGGACAAAUCCGGAGUUGUUUUGGGAGAUGAUGUGUUGAGUUUGAUGGUGGAACCUCAAGUUGAUCAUUCUUUAGUUAUGGCUCUAGUUACAGUCUAUGGUUUGAUCAACCAAAAACUAUGAUACCAUUUUGUGUUUCUAUAUUUA
Cuscuta campestris is the source of this 833-nucleotide messenger RNA. The record is from the annotation of a GenBank genome assembly. NCBI's taxonomy places the organism in Eukaryota, Viridiplantae, Streptophyta, Magnoliopsida, Solanales, Convolvulaceae.